Solea solea (common sole) is the source of this 1257-nucleotide messenger RNA. RefSeq names its product dynein, axonemal, light chain 1 (gene dnal1). The coding region runs from base 76 to 657 and encodes 193 amino acids. The transcript has 8 exons. Gene Ontology annotation, cellular component: cytoplasm. The record is from RefSeq and is a predicted model, not a curated record. Lineage: Eukaryota; Metazoa; Chordata; Actinopteri; Pleuronectiformes; Soleidae. Gene Ontology annotation, molecular function: protein kinase binding.
GUUGUGCGCAGGCGCAGACCGCGUGCUCCGUGUGUGUCAGUGCCAUAGCAACCAGAGCUCACGUCGGUCGUCAACAUGGCCAAAGGAACGACUGUGAAAGAAGCUCUGACUAAGUGGGAGGAGAGAGCGGGGGAGAAAGCUGGUGACGCUAAAGCAAUAAAACUCUAUGGUCAGGUUCCUCCUAUAGAGAAGAUGGACGCUUCUCUGUCCACACUGACCAACUGCGAAAAGCUGUCCCUGUCCACAAACUGUAUUGAGAAAAUAACCAAUCUUAACGGCCUGAAAAACCUCAGGAUCUUAUCAUUAGGAAGAAAUAAUAUAAAGGCCCUCUCUGGACUGGAGGCAGUAGGGGACACAUUAGAAGAGUUGUGGAUCUCCUAUAACUUGAUAGAGAAACUGAAAGGAAUCCAGUGUAUGAAGAACUUGAAGGUCCUCUACAUGUCCAACAACCUGGUGAAAGAAUGGGGAGAGUUUGUGAGGCUAGCUGAACUUCCAUGCCUCCUAGACCUGGUGUUUGUUGGAAAUCCUCUGGAGGAGAAACAUUCAGCCGAGGGAACUUGGAUGGACGAAGCCUCCAAAAGGCUUCCUAAUCUGAAGAAACUAGACGGAACCCCAGUUAUCAAACAGGAAGAGGAUGAAGGAGACGGAGAGAGCUGAGAAGCAUGACUGUGUCUAUGUCUUUCUGAUGUUAUGUAUAGUUUAAUUUCUUCUUCUUCAUAUACAGUAUAUUUAUAACCUUUACAUCAACAAGCACAGAACAGCCAAUAAAUACACAGAAUAAGUGUGUAAGUAAACUGACAAUACUUUACUUUGUUUUUAAUGAGUGCAGCUACACAAUAAGCACAGUUCCUAAUGCUAUUUACAUCAUCAGCCUGAUGACUUCUCUUUCUAAUCCUUUGAAAUAUGAAGGAUAUUGAAGCCAGCGCUGAUGUUCUGUAGUGUCCAAGGUUGUUCUAACGACAGCUAAACAAACAGAUGUUAGUCAGGUAAUUCUGUUACCGAGCCUUCUCCUUCUGUGGAUGAACAAACACAGAUGAACUGGAUUAUGCUGCAGUCACAUGACGUCAACAGUUAGAGACAAACACAAAUGAACUGGAUUAUGCUGCAGUCACAUGACGUCAACAGUUAGAGACAAACACAGAUGAACUGGAUUAUGCUGCAGUCACAUGACGUCAACAGUUAGAGACAAACACAAAUGAACUGGAUUAUGCUGCAGUCACAUGACGUCAACAGUUAGAGACAAACACAAAUGAACUG